This is a messenger RNA of Quercus lobata, 1044 nucleotides long. Its product is annotated as Lojap-related protein. The transcript has 4 exons. NCBI's taxonomy places the organism in Eukaryota, Viridiplantae, Streptophyta, Magnoliopsida, Fagales, Fagaceae. The coding region runs from base 118 to 675 and encodes 185 amino acids. Gene Ontology annotation, biological process: negative regulation of translation; negative regulation of ribosome biogenesis. The record is from RefSeq and is a predicted model, not a curated record. Gene Ontology annotation, molecular function: ribosomal large subunit binding.
GUUUUUGGGUGAAAUGACCCGAAAAAUAAGUACACACCAAACUAGCGUUUUACACUGUCAAUAGCGUCUCCAUCUCCGAGCCACAGAGGCAGAGAGCAGUGAGCAAGUUCGAAACUGAUGUGGGCGGCACUACGAUCUCGUUCCUCAUCGCUCCAUCCAUGGAAGCAAGGGAUUGCAGUUCCACCAGGGCUCAACCCCACCGCCUUCUCUUCUUCGUCUUUCACCACCGCCGCCACCACCAACAAAGCCUUCCUCAGCCUCCAAGAAAUCAAGAAGGUUCUCAACGACGUUAGGGCAGACGACGUCAAGGUCUUAUCAGUCCCUAAUAUGCACGCCGAUUGGGCCGACUACGUGGUCCUCGCCACCGGUAGGUCCACCUGGCACGUCAAGAACAUCGCUCAAGCCCUUAUCUACAAGGCUAAGCAGAAGCAGAAAGGAGUGGAUCGGAAGGUGCUGCCGAGUGUUGAAGGGCAAGAGGAAGGAAAGUGGAUUGUCAUUGACUCUGGAAAAAUUAUUGUUCAUGCUCUUGAUGAGAAGGCUAGAGAGUACUACAAUUUGGAGGGCCUUUGGACCACUGAGACAUCUCAAAAGGAACCAAACCCGGAGUUGGAAAAAGCUUUUGUGAAGAUUCGUCCCAAGAACAACUCCAAAAAACCAGUGCAAAAAGUUGCAUGAUCAUUUUUGUCCAUAUACUGGAGGCGGACCGACUCCACAUUGUAAGGCUUAUAUGCCUGUUCUAAAUGCAAACUGUAGGUUGUUAUCUAAUUAAGGUAUUUUCUGUAGUUUGUCAUGUGCAUGCACGCACUUUGAAUUUGAUUUUCCCUUAUCUGUUAUAUUUGGUUGGAAUUUAACAGCAAAUGCCCCUGGCUUCUCCUCUGCAACUUGAUUUCGUAGCUAUGGUUAAAUUAGUUUUGCAUUUGUCUACGCCAUACCAAGGGACAAAGGAUGCGGGAUGGUGCCAUUUUUUUUCUGUAAUGAUACCUAAUGCUAAUACUACCAAGUUUCAGCUCAACUCGAUGGUUGAAGUAUUGUAAGCCCUUACAA